UUGCGUGAUCGCAUGAACGGAGCGUCGUUUGACAGACGUGAUCAAAGUUAUUGAUAAGUCUUUAAAUGAGCAGCGUUUAGAUCAAAAGAGCUGGUAGCGGUGAUCGCUCUAUCGCAAGAUCAUGAGGCGGAGUAAAGCGGACGUCGAGCGCUAUAUUUCCUCAGUUCAGAGCGCCUCUCCAUCUCAGAAAGAGAGGCCAGUAAAAGGGUUUCUAUUCGCAAAAUUGUACUUUGAGGCUAAGGAGUAUGAACUUGCCAAAAGGUUUGUUUCAGAAUAUUUAAAAGUGCAGCCAAAGGAUCCUAAAGCACACAAAUUCCUCGGCCAGCUAUUCGAGCGUGAUGGUGAAAUAGACAAAGCUGUUGGAUGUUACAAGCGCUCAGUGGAUCUGAAUCCAGUCCAGCGAGAUCUGGUUCUGAAAGUAGCCGAGCUACUCUGUAGUAAGCCUGAGCAUGACAGUCGAACCGAGUUUUGGGUGGAAAAAGCUUCCAGGCUUCUGCCAGGGCAUCCAGCUGUCUUUAAUCUAAAGGAGAAGCUUCUGAGCGCUCAAGGCCAAAAUGGCUCAAACCAGCUGUUCGAGCUGCUGGUGUCUGAACUGAAGCUAAGGCCUAAUGAUGCUUACAUUAACAGCAAACUGUUGCAGAUGUACUGCUCUGACGGCCGGUAUGAGGAAGCAGUAAAACACUGUCUUGCUGUGGAGAAAACUGGAAUACUUCGAGACAGUCUGGAGUGGUACAGGGAUGUGCUCAGCACCCUUCAGGAAUACCUCCGGCAGCCGAGCGUGUCGUCUAAUGAGCAGGCAUCUCGCAAAUUUCAGAAAGAACUUCUGCUGGUACACUGCAGUCUAUUACGACUCACACUCACAGCAAAGAGCUGUCAGGAGAGCGCUGAUGCGCUGUGGAUUUUUGACCGUGCAAUGCAGUCUUUGAAGAACACUGCCACAAACACUGCAGAUGAGCUGUCAGAAGUGUUCACAGAGAUGCGAGCUCAGCUGUACCUGUAUGCUGGAACACUAUUGCUGAAGAUGGCUCAGGAGAAACAGCAGCAGUGGAGAGCAGUCACUGAUUUAGCGGCUCUGUCUUAUCUCAUCGCUUAUCAGACUCCAAGACCCAAAUCUAAGAGUUUGAAAAGUGAGCAUGCAUCUCAUCAGCUUUUGGAGCUUCUGGCCUGUGAUCGUCAGAGUCAGGCGGGCCACAUGCUGCUGAACCUGAGACAUGACAAUCCUCAGCUGCUCAAGGAAGUGCUGGAGAUGUUCGGGAACAGGAGCGGGCUGAGUAUUCUGUUUGAGCUGCUCUUCAGCACACAGGAACAUGAUAAUCUCUCAUUCAUCUGGAAUGAUGAGAUCCACAACAUUAGCGCACACGCUCCAGACAUCGCAGAGCUUGCCAAGUGGGACAAUGGUUCGGUGUUGUUGUAUCGUGGUGAUUUGCAGCACCUGGUGUGGCUGGGUUUGCAGUGGACACUGAUGGACGAGAGGGUGACCCUAAAGGACUGGCUCAAACAGCUGUUUCCACGCCUCACGCUAGAGACCUCCAAACUAGACACCAACACCCCUGAAUCCAUCUGCCUGCUUGACCUGGAGGUUUUUUUGUGUGGUGUUGUGUUCACGAGUCACACUCAGCUGCAGGAGACUGCAAAGAUAACAGCGAGUUCCCAGUUACAUGAGCCCAGAUGUCUGCCCAUGCACAUCAUGAAGCUGUUGUCCUCCGAGAAACCGAGAGAGUGGUGGGAUGCAGUCUACAGUCUCAUUCACAAGAAAGCACUACCGGGUAUGUCCGCUAAACUGCGGUUGGUUGUCCAGCAUGGUCUGAGCACUCUGCGAGCUGGAGAGAAACAUGGUCUUCAGCCAGCGCUGCUCAUACACUGGGCUCAGCACCUCACUAACACGGGUGAAAGGUUGAACUCUUAUUAUGAUCAGAAGGAGUACGCUGGUCGUAGUGCUCACUACUGGCAGGUAGUGCUUCCUUUGCUUGACAAAAUCCGAAAGAGACGCAGCAUUCCUGAACCUCUUGAGCCGAUGUUUCUGCACUUCAGAAGUAAAGACAUACAGCCAUCUGACAUCCAUGUGUAUGAGGAAAUGGCAGAUAUCAGUUUUGCCUCGCUGCUUGAUAUUGAGGGGAACACAGAAGAAGCCAUCUCAAAGCUCAUGACUCUCAACAGUGUCUCAUCUAACUGGCAUCUGGCUAAGAUCUACCAGCGGCUCUCAGAGGAAGCAGGUAACGGAGUCGAGGAGACUCAGGACAGGUGCUUCAGCUUUCUGCGGCAGUUCAGGAAAUACUUAACAAAGAUCUAUCAGGCCAAUGCAGAGGAUGUGGACAAGUUACCCGUAUCUAUGGAGGAAGUGAUGGAUUUAUUGAACGAGGUCAACCAGCAGCUAGAAGAUGAUGGAGGGAUGAAUGAAGAUAAGUUGGACCAUCCACUGACAUCCAGCCCCAGUCAGCCCACAGAAGCACAUGUGAAAUUCUCCACUCCAUCCCCAAACAAAAGUUUCACAUCGCCAUCCAAAAGACCUGUGUUUUCCCCCAAAACACCCCCUCACUGGGCUGAGGAUCAGAAGUCACUGCUGCAGAUGUUGUGUCAACAGGUUGAGGCCUUGAAGAAUGAAGUUCAUGACUUGCGCCAUAAUUCAUCUGAUGGUACAGCAUCCGCAUAUAGGAUGUAUGGAGAAAGUUAUGCUGCAGAAGGACUUCAGGAAGCAUUUCAAGGAGCACAGACGUUCCAUGGAGUUCCUCUUACAGUUGCCACUACAGGUCCCUCUGUAUACUACAAUCAGUCUCCAGCAUAUAACUCGCAGUAUCUUUUGCGCACUGCUGCAAAUGUUACUCCAACAAAGGGUCCAGUAUAUGGGAUAAAUCGUCUUCCUCCACAGCAACAUAUGUAUGCAUACCAACAGUCGACACACACACCACCUCUUCAGACAACACCUGCAUGCAUAUAUCCUCAAGAGCAGGUCUUUGGUGCUCCCAUGCGAUUUGAGUCACCAGCUACAUCUUUGCUCUCCCCGUAUAGUGAAGAAUAUUACAGUCACAAUGUUCCUCAGCCUAUAACCAAUCCAACAUUACCAGAACCUGGAUAUUUCACCAAGCCAUGUGUAGUUACUUCUGCCCAGCCAUCGAGGAGCAGUGAAAGCAAACCAGUAGAGCCCAAGAUGAGCUUUGGACAGCAGUUCUCUGGUGAACCUCCUAAGGUUCCAAACUUCGGAGGUGUAGUUGCUCCGUCUACCUCAGCAACAACUGCAUUCAAGUUCAAAUCAAAUUUCAAGUCCAAUGAUGGGGAUUUCACCUUUUCAUCUUCUCAGAAAAAUAGUGAAUGUCUCUUUGGACUUCUGACAUCAGAUAUUCCUCCCAAAACUGAAGGACUGUCAGAACCAAAACAUCUGACCCAGGACCAGCCACCUAGCCAGAGUGAAGUCUUUACUUUUGGGAGUAAAAAUGCCACAGGAUUUUCAUUUACUGAUGCUGCUAAGAGCAAAACAAAUAUUUUUGGCAACACUGACCAAACGUUUAGCUUUGGAACCAAACCGAUAUUUGUAAAUGCAGAGGCACGAGAAGAAAAAAGUGGAGAAAGUGAUGAUAGUACCCAUGUGGAAGAGGAUGAAGACGGACCUCAUUUUGAACCCAUUGUGCCUCUACCUGAUAAGGUUGACGUGAAAACUGGUGAGGAGGAGGAAGAGGAGAUGUUCUGUAACAGAGCAAAACUGUUCAGAUUUGAGUCCGAGAUGAAAGAAUGGAAAGAGCGGGGCAUUGGCAGCAUCAAAAUCCUGAAACAUAAAACAUCGGGGAAGGUUCGUCUGUUAAUGAGGAGGGAGCAAGUUCUCAAAAUCUGUGCUAAUCACUAUAUCACUGCAGAUAUGGUCUUGAAACCAAAUGCUGGAUCUGACAAAUCCUGGGUGUGGUAUGCUGUGGAUUAUGCAGAUGAAAUGCCAAAGGCAGAGCAGUUGGCCAUUCGUUUUAAAACGGCAGAUGAGGCAGCACUGUUCAAAUUAAAAUUUGAAGAUGCUCAGCAAUUUCUAUUAAAAUCUCCCCAAAAGCAAGACCAACACCUGGAAAAGAAACGUGAAACACUCAAACCUAAAGUGCCAUUUGAAGAAAUGGAUCUUAAAGCACGAUUUUCCAAGAAAGAGGGUGAAUGGGACUGCAGCGUGUGCUGUAUAAGAAAUGCUGCCACAUCUGCAGCAUGCGUAGCCUGCUUUAGUGCAGGUCCAUCUAUGGCAAAGAAUAAACCUGGAGAUGAACUCAAAAGCUCUACUUCUGUGGCUCCUUCAGACAAGUUGUUAACAGAAUCUUCUGGUGCUUCAAAUGUAAAGAGUUCUAGCACUGAUAUCAGCUCAAAGGGCUCAGCAUUUGGAUCUCAAGAACCAAUGUCUUUUAAGUUUGGAUCAAAAUAUCCUGUUCCGACAUCUGUAGGCUUUGAAAGUCAUGCUGCUAAAAAAACAGUCCAGUCUGAUGCACCACAACCUCUGAAAGUGUCUUCAGCUCAAGCAUUAGAUUUUGGAUUUGCCCAGAAGUUUGCCAAGAAAGAGGGUCAAUGGGACUGCGACACCUGCUUGGUCAGAAAUGACGCCUUGGCAACAGAAUGCAUUUCUUGCCAAACCCCUUCUGGGUUAGCUAAAAAAGAUGGGCAGUGGGAUUGUGACUUUUGCCUGGUAAGAAAUGAAGGUGCAUCUAGCCAUUGUGUCUCAUGUCAGACACCAAACCCAAAUAUGAAAAGCAAAACCUCUGCUGCAUCAUCAAGCUCCUCUUUUACCUUUAGCUUUAAUAGUUCUACCAACCAACCUGCUGCAACAGGAUUUAAAGCCAAUUUCAAUGCAGGCCCUGCUUUUAAGUUUGGUCUGGGUAAGGAGAAAGCAUCCUCGGAUAGCUUGAAGUGUGAGUCCUCUACAACUCCGGAGGAUAAGUCAUUCAGCAGUUCAACUUUUUUGUUUUCCAAGCCAUUGCCUGCUGGUGGAUUUAAGUUUGGCAUUGGGGAAUCAGAGGCGAAAACAGCUGACCAACCAUCACAAAAUGAAUCAGCAUCUGCUCUUCUCAAAAAUAUUGCAGAACAGCACAAAGUGAAAGAAAAUGAGGCAGACAAAGUUACCUCGGAUCAGUCUGUAGACAGCUGUAGUCUUGAUGAGAAUCCACUUAUUACCGGCAAGUCAAACUCCUUCAGUUUUGCAGACUUGGCAAAAUCCUCCCACGGUGAUUUUCAGUUUGGCCAAAAGGAUCCCAGUUUCAAAGGCUUUGCUGGGGCAGGUGAGCAACUCUUUCCAACAUUUCAGUCCAUCCAAAAGGGGGACAUCUCUGUUUAUCAAGAGGAUGAAGAAAUUUACAAAACUGAGGAGAAUGAUGAUAUUCAGUUUGAGCCAGUUGUUCAGAUGCCUGAAAAGGUUGAUAUUGUUACAGGGGAGGAAGAUGAGAAGAUAUUGUAUUCACAACGUGUCAAACUCUUCAGAUUUGAUGCAGAAAUUAGUCAGUGGAAAGAAAGAGGGGUUGGCCACCUUAAAUUGCUGAAGAACAAUGAAAAUGGGAAACUUCGGGUUCUUAUGAGGAGAGAGCAGGUGUUGAAGGUAUGUGCUAAUCAUUGGAUCACAACUACAAUGAACUUAAAGCCCCUCUCUGGGUCAGACCGUGCCUGGAUGUGGCUAGCAAAUGACUUUUCGGAUGGAGAUCCAAAGUUGGAACAACUCGCUGCAAAAUUCAAAACACCAGAGCUUGCUGAAGAGUUCAAGCUGAAAUUUGAGGAAUGCCAACGGUUACUUCUGGAUAUUCCUCUACAGACCCCUCACAAGCUUGUAAAUUCUGAUAAAACAGCCCAACUUAUAAAAAGAGCUGAAGAGAUGAAAUCUGGUCUCAAAGACCUCAAAACAUUCUUGACCUUCCAAAGCAUGAACGAUGAAAGGAAUGUAACCAUUGGUGACUCUGAAAGUGUAGUCAAGCCUGACUCUGAAACAACCGGACCUACUUUAGAGUGGGACAAUUAUGAUUUGCACGAGGAAGCGUUUGAUGACAGUGCUAACACCUCUGUGCCUGCUUCCCCUUUACAACCUGUUCCAAGUACAAAGAAUUUGUUCCGUUUUGGCGAAUCAUCAGCAGGCUUUAAUUUCAGUUUUCAGCCUAUUCUCAGUCCCUCAAAGUCUCCAUCUAAGCUAAACCAGAGCCAGGCAUCUGUAGGCACAGAUGAUGAACACGAAACAUCUCAAGAGGAAGAGCGAGACAGUCAGUACUUUGAGCCCAUUGUGCCAUUGCCUGAUAUUGUUGAGGUCUCAACAGGGGAGGAGAACGAGCAGGUGCUUUUUGGUAACAGAGCCAAAUUAUACCGCUACGAUAAAACACUUAGUCAGUGGAAGGAAAGGGGUAUCGGAGAGCUUAAAAUAUUACAACAUAAUGAAACUAAGCGUGUAAGACUUGUAAUGAGGCGGGACCAAGUCCUCAAACUAUGUGCAAACCAUUGGAUAACCUCUAAUAUGAAGCUUGAGCCAAUGAAAGGAUCUGAAAAAGCGUGGAUCUGGAGUGCCUUUGAUUUUGCUGAAGGAGAUGGCCAGGUUGAACAGUUAGCUGUGCGGUUUAAACUGCAGGAGACUGCAAAUAUUUUCAAAGAAGUCUUUGAGGAAGCAAAGGAUGCUAAAGACAAUGAAACCCUUCUCACCCGGCUUUCUUCAAUUGUUCCUGGUGCCACCGUGGAGCCGCUUUGUGGCAAGGCUGCUGUUGCUAUUCUUGAGGAAACCACAAAAGAAUGUACAAGAUUGUCUGAAGGUGGCAGUCCUAAACCUGAUGGGACAACAGGCAUGGAACGCAGUCCUCAAAUAACCAAGAAUGUGGUCUCCCCUCCUAAGUUUGUCUUUGGAUCAGAUGCUGUACAGAAGAUCUUUGGAAGCCCUUCAUCUAAAGAAAAGUCCCCUGUUCUGAUUUCAAGUUCAAAUGAUGAGGUGGCUGUACAGAAGAUCUUUGGAAGCCCUUCAUCUAAAGAAAAGUCCCCUGUUCUGAUUUCAAGUUCAAAUGAUGAGGUGGCUGUACAGAAGAUCUUUGGAAGCCCUUCAUCUAAAGAAAAGUCCCCUGUUCUGAUUUCAAGUUCAAAUGAUGAGGUGGCUGUACAGAAGAUCUUUGGAAGCCCUUCAUCUAAAGAAAAGUCCCCUGUUCUGAUUUCAAGUUCAAAUGAUGAGGUGGCUGUACAGAAGAUCUUUGGAAGCCCUUCAUCUAAAGAAAAGUCCCCUAUUCUGAUUUCAAAUGAUGAGGUAGCAAGUGCCUCAAGGUCAAAAACCUCUGGACAGACCGUGACUAGUCAGCCAUCAGUUGUGACCCCAUUCAACACUUCAGCCAGAGGUUUGGAUUUUAGGCUUUUCAAAGAUAAUCCUAUGGCAUUUUGGACCUGUUCAUCCACCACACAGUUUGAACAUCAAGCUUCUCCUCAGUCAAAGCAGACUGCUGCUGGUGAUGCUGAUGUUGACAUUAUAUUUGAGCGUAAGCCAACUAAAGAUCAAGCUGAACUGGCUGCCAAACUCAGGCUUCCUCCUACCUUCUUCUGCUACAAAAACGUGCCUGGAUACAUCAGUGAUGAUGAUGAUGAUGACAAUGAAGAUUUUGAAACGGCAGUGAAGAAUCUGAAAGGAAAGCUGUACCCUGACGGAGGUGACCAAGCAUCUGAUCACGACUUUGAGUGCACUCUCGUGUGGGAGAAGAAGGCCACCCCAGAGGAGGAGCAGAGAGCCCGACGCCUGCUGCUGCCCCCCACGUUCCUGUGUGGAGUAAGCAGUGAUUCAGAGGCUGAAGUGGAUAAACCAGACGACUUCAACACUGAGGUGCAGAAACUAAUGCAAUCCCAGGUAAAGCAAAACACUUCCCAUGAUGCAGCAGACAGUCAGCAAGAGCAGCAGUCACCAGAGAACACUGAUGCCAGCUGCCCUAUUGACCUCUCUACGAAAAAGAGCAGUGAGGUAGACUCCAGUACUACUGCAAGUGCCCCGUUCCUUGCAUUUGAGUCAUUCCAGUCUGUUGGUGGAUUUUCAUUUGCAGACUUGGCAAAAAGUUCAGGCGAAUUUGCUUUUGGCCAAAAAGAUACUAAUUUUUCAUGGGCAAAUGCUGGAGCAAGUGUGUUCGGAUGUGCACCACCAGAGAAACAGAAUGAAGGAGAAGAGGAGGACAGUGAUGAUGAAUCGCCUAAGAAUGAUGAUAUCCACUUUGAGCCUAUUGUUUCCUUGCCAGAGGUUGAGGUGAAGUCUGGUGAGGAGGAUGAGGAGAUCCUGUUCAAGGAAAGGACUAAGCUCUACCGCUGGGACCGUGAGCUCAACCAGUGGAAAGAGCGUGGUGUAGGAGACAUAAAGAUCCUCUUCCAUCCUGUGAAGAAAUGCUACCGUGUGCUUAUGCGACGAGAUCAGGUGCUGAAAGUGUGUGCCAACCACCCCAUCACCAAGAAUAUUGAGCUCAAGCCCAUGAACACUUCGACCAAUGCGUUGGUAUGGACCGCUACCGACUAUACAGAGGGAGGUGCUAAAAUUGAGCAGCUUGCCGCCAAGUUUAAAACUCCUGAACUGGCCGAGACCUUCAGAAAAACUUUCACAAACUGUCAAAGUCGCAUGUCUCAGGUGGACUCAUCUCAGAUGUCCAUAGCUGAAGGACUUUCACAAGACACCAACCCUGUGGUGUUCUUAAACAUCGCUGUAGAUGAUGAACCAAUAGGAAGGAUCACAAUGGUGCUGUUCUCUCACAUCGUUCCUAAAACAGCAGAAAACUUCCGGGCUCUGUGCACUGGAGAAAAGGGCUUUGGAUUCCAAAAUUCCAUUUUCCACAGGAUCAUCCCUGACUUCAUGUGUCAGGGGGGCGAUAUCACCAACCAGAAUGGAUCAGGAGGAAAAUCAAUCUUUGGAGCAAAAUUUGAAGAUGAGAGCUUUGAAGUGAGGCACACAGGUCCAGGACUGCUGUCUAUGGCCAAUCUGGGAAGAGAUACCAAUAGCUCUCAGUUCUUCAUCACCCUGAAAAAGGCAGAGCACUUAGAUUUUAAACACGUUGCUUUUGGCUUUGUCAAAGAUGGUAUGGAUGUGGUGAAGAUGAUGGGAGAACUGGGCACUAAGGAGGGUAAACCCAGGAAAAAGAUAACCAUCAUAGAUUGUGGACAAUUGUAACACUUUACAAAAUGUUUGACACUCUGCUGUUUGUCCUAUCUGAGGUGUGGGAUUAUAUUUACUGAAAUGUUGUGUAAAUGUACAUGAGAACUUGUAUAUGUAUUGGUUUUAUUUUUGCCUCCUUUCAAUGUGUGUACUAAUAAAGUUGACCGCACUGGGACCCAGUGGAGUUUGGCAAUAAGAAUUUAUUUAGGUUUGCUUUAAAAUUGCAUUUACAUUAUGACAAUAUUUUAAUUUUAACUUGUAUGUUGCUGUGUUAACUCAAUGCACAAUUGCUUCUAACAGUGCCCUCAUGUUUAGUUUAUAAGGACUACAUUGAUCAGGAUGAAUUUUUUUGGAUGGUUGGGUUUCUUCAUUGCAUGGGCCGUUUUUUUUUUUUUAUUAAUGAUCCUCCCCAGCACACUUGUACUCUAGUCUUGUUUUUAUUAGUGACAGCUAAAAUAGUUUAACAGAUUUGCUGUAUUUCAUCUGACUUAUGAGUUGCUUUACAAAACCACAACAGUUUAGUUUGCGAUUUUGAUUUUUUUUUUU
Xyrauchen texanus (razorback sucker) is the source of this 9625-nucleotide messenger RNA. RefSeq names its product RAN binding protein 2 (gene ranbp2). The record is from RefSeq and is a predicted model, not a curated record. Gene Ontology annotation, cellular component: cytoplasm; nuclear pore. The transcript is spliced from 29 exons. Gene Ontology annotation, biological process: NLS-bearing protein import into nucleus; protein peptidyl-prolyl isomerization; protein folding. Gene Ontology annotation, molecular function: GTPase activator activity; protein binding; peptidyl-prolyl cis-trans isomerase activity. Lineage: Eukaryota; Metazoa; Chordata; Actinopteri; Cypriniformes; Catostomidae. Bases 122 to 9094 code for a protein of 2990 amino acids.